ACCAACUAUAGUGCAGUGUUGUGUAGAAACAAGACACACAUCAAGUGAGGGAGAGAACAGGCACGGACGGGAAUCAACACUCUCUCAGCUCUCAUGGCUCCAUUUCUGCUCCUGUUGUUUCUUCUGUCUGAAGCAGCUUCUGACAACCCUAACAUAACAGUGCACCCUGGAGAUAAUGUUACUCUGAAAUGUCAUGCUGCUGGUCCCUCCAUCACAGUUUUAAAGUGGAUCAAACCUGACCUGGAGCCAGAGUACGUCCUCUUUUACAGAGGUAAUAGGAUGCAAACAGCCAACCAGAAUAAAGAGUUUAAGGGCAGAGUGGAGCUGGUGGACAGAGAUCUGAAGGAGGGAGACAUGUCUUUAAUUCUGAAGAAUGUGAGCAGCAUUCACAAUGGAACAUACGAGUGUCGAGUUAAAGACGGUGUUUCCAGACGCAAAAAGAGAGCAGCCGACAUUAGCAUGCUCAGAACCAUCAGAACCAUCCAUCUGCAGGUUACAGAGCGAGGUUCCGAGGAUGGGAUCUCCUCUCCUGUCGGCCUCAUCGUUGGACUGGUAGCAGGUGUUCUGAUUCUUGUAGUUGUUGCAGUGGGUGGUGUCCUGAUGUAUAAAAGACGUAAGAACAAGAGAUCAGGACAACCUGCUGAUGAUGCUGAUGAAGCAUCGGCCGUUCAGUUCAUCUGACAACUCACAGAGCUCUUUACACCUGACUGUUUUCUCAUGUGCUGUAUGUCCAACAUGAUUCUCAUUACUUCAGUGGGUGUGAGGUCAUGUGAAAAUCUGCUGUUUGAUCUGUUUGCCCCCUUCGUGAAUCACCACCUUAUCGAGGUGGAGGGGUUUGCGUAUCUGCAUCUGGGAUCUGUAUCAUCUGGAGCUCUGAUGGUCCCAGAGGAGGGUCAGACUAAGAGUGAUUCAAAUAAAUUGUCUAUCUUUACCUUUCACAUUCAGAGAAAUUGAAUAUUUUACUCAGUUAAAAGUACUGUUGCUCUAAAGAAAAUAAGUACUUUUACUUUUAACACAUUUUCCUGAAGUAAAAACAAAAUUACCAAAUAUUUGAUACUUGAAAAAUGUGCUCAGAUAAAUUAAAAUGUAAGUCAGUAAAGAUGUACUUCAACAGCAGAGAUGUUCAGACAAUAUAAACUCAGCAGCAAUACACAAAAAAUGCUUUUCUCCAAUAAUGUAGUCAGCGCUGAGUACUUUUAACACAUUGAAAUGUCCGCAGACCGAGCACCCACCAAAUAUCUUAUAAUCAGGUGUAAAUAGCUCUUCAACAUGUCAUCUGUUUGGGUGUCUGAUUGAGUUGAUUGCACAUUUCUUUAUAGAGUGAAUUUUGCAUUUUAGUUUUCUGCUCGGCCAAAUAACUGUAAUAACGUGUUGCCUGCUUAGAAUGUUAUAUUUUAAGCUAAUGAUAUAAUAUCAACUAACAUUGAAUGGUUUAAACUGAGGAGUUGAUGACAUUGUGAAUAUUGUUGUUAUUGUCAUUAUAAAAUCGUCUGAUGUAGCUCGGAAUAUCUCAGGAGAACAUAGAGGACCAGUCUGUCUCUAAAUAAGACAUUAAACUGGAUUAUUAUUUACUAAGUAGAAUUACAAAAUGAAAUGUUAUAAAAUGUGAACUAUACCAAAGUGAUGAUCUUUGAAAUCAGUUGAUAAUUAUUUAAUAUGAAUGAAUGGAUGAAAUAAUAAUGAUCAGAGACAUGAUGGAAGAGACAUGAUGGAAGUUGAUAACUCAAAUGUUUUUUAACCUUAAUGGGCUUUAAACUGUUUUACUCAUUUAUCUUAUUCCAAUAAAUACUUUAUGUUGCUACA
Molecule: messenger RNA, 1803 nt
Organism: Perca flavescens (yellow perch)
Lineage: Eukaryota; Metazoa; Chordata; Actinopteri; Perciformes; Percidae
Product: butyrophilin subfamily 2 member A2-like
Exons: 3
Coding region: 94-681 (195 amino acids)
Cellular component (GO): plasma membrane
Source: RefSeq, a predicted model, not a curated record